Messenger RNA from Orbilia oligospora ATCC 24927, 477 nucleotides. RefSeq lists its product as uncharacterized. The record is from RefSeq and is a predicted model, not a curated record. Lineage: Eukaryota; Fungi; Ascomycota; Orbiliomycetes; Orbiliales; Orbiliaceae. The transcript is spliced from 3 exons. Bases 1 to 477 code for a protein of 158 amino acids.
AUGGAGGACAACAAAUACAGCCAAGACUAUCCGGAUACCAUAAAAGCCCUUGCGGAGCAGUUUCCUGGGCCCCAAAGCCAGUCUUUAUACGCUUGGGUCAAGUGGCAGACAGCCGACCCAACAUGCAAAGACGAGCCGGCAUACAUGACGGAGGAUGACUGCGUCCAGAAAUUUCUCAGUGUGAUCAAUUCAUGCGAUACAGUUACCGUUGAAUCAAAGCAUGGUGGCGCUAGAGUCACUGACUGUCUCGCAUGGAAGGUACAUGUCAAAGGGGACGGUGGAUAUAAUCCAUCAACCAGCAAGGGCGUUGAAUGCUCUAAACGGGUUGAGGAUCUGGACCAAUGCGACUGCACUGAUGGUAUAAUUCGCAACGUCGAUGCCAACGGCAAUUGCCCCGGGCCCCUCGACCCUGGCUUUGAAAGGACAAGACGCAAUCCUAUUAAGUCUCUCCCAACAAUCAGAAAACUCGAAAAUUAG